This is a messenger RNA of Amphiprion ocellaris (clown anemonefish), 7501 nucleotides long. It is a transcript of the gene taok1b, whose product is annotated as TAO kinase 1b. NCBI's taxonomy places the organism in Eukaryota, Metazoa, Chordata, Actinopteri, Pomacentridae. The coding region runs from base 777 to 3815 and encodes 1012 amino acids. The record is from RefSeq and is a predicted model, not a curated record. Gene Ontology annotation, molecular function: ATP binding; protein kinase activity. Gene Ontology annotation, biological process: execution phase of apoptosis; protein phosphorylation. The transcript is spliced from 21 exons.
UCAGCUUGCAGUUGCCGGAUGGCACAGCUGUAGCAGAGGUUAGGGGAGGGGGCAAAACAUUUACCCCGCAGGGUGCAGCAGGACCCUCCGAGGCUGUCACACGUGUACUCUGGGUUAAAACCGGCCGCACCGCUCAGAAUCGGUGUUUUUCGAUUCAUUUGCUCCCCGAUUCCUUCACGGUGGAAGGGAGGUGAUUCUCUCCGCCGCCAUUUUUAGGGAACUGCCUAUCGGAGAGAGAAACUUUGCUAGCUGAGCGUUAGCGGCUAGUUGGCCAGUAGCCUGCUGCUGCCAACCCGUUGUGACAGUUAACGCUUGGCAGUCGUUAGCCAGCUCAGCUCAGCUCGGCUCGUUGGUAGAAAUUAUCUCUACCGCCGGCCAGUAUAGAUGACAAAAGGCGGAUAUAGCUAAAGUAGACAAUUAGGGUGGGCUUCAGGCCAGCGUCUGUGUUUGGGUAGGGCAAUUAUGCAGUUAGAUUAGCGAAGUAGCAUUGCUAACUUAUCAGCUAGCAAAUUCACACUUAGAUUUCUGUGGACUGCAUUGCCCGUCUGUGAUUUAGCCUCAGCCGCUGUGCGCCGCCGUGUUGCCAGUGAGUGGAUUAAUCAGCCGCUUACAGCCCACUCCUCAGCCUGCGUGGAUUCAUUUGGACCAGGUGCCCAUGUGCUGGUUCCUCAGGCGCAUCCAUUACCGCAGAUGAAUCUUCAGCUGCUUUGGCAGAGCUCAGCACCCAGAUAGUCCCAUCCCCUUUGCGUGGGUGAUCAGGGACUACAUUAACCAGGAUGCCCUCCUCUGUAAGGGCAGGGAGCCUGAAGGAUCCAGAGGUGGCUGAGCUUUUCUUCAAAGAAGACCCAGAGAAGCUUUUCUCUGACCUCCGAGAGAUCGGCCAUGGCAGCUUUGGCGCAGUCUACUUUGCACGGGAUGUGCGCACGAAUGAGGUGGUGGCAAUUAAAAAGAUGUCCUACAGUGGCAAACAAUCUAAUGAGAAAUGGCAGGACAUCAUAAAGGAGGUGAAGUUUCUCCAGAGGAUCCGGCACCCAAACAGUAUAGAAUACAAAGGCUGUUACCUCCGUGAGCACACAGCAUGGCUGGUGAUGGAGUACUGUCUUGGCUCAGCCUCUGACUUGUUAGAAGUUCAUAAAAAACCUUUACAAGAGGUGGAGAUUGCUGCCAUUACACAUGGUGCUCUGCAGGGGCUGGCUUACCUUCAUUCCCACAAUAUGAUCCACAGGGAUGUAAAGGCAGGUAACAUCCUGCUGACUGAGCCUGGGCAAGUCAAACUGGCAGACUUUGGCUCUGCCUCCAUUGCCUCACCUGCCAACUCCUUUGUGGGAACGCCGUACUGGAUGGCCCCAGAGGUGAUUCUAGCUAUGGAUGAGGGCCAGUAUGAUGGGAAGGUGGAUGUCUGGUCCUUAGGGAUCACCUGUAUAGAAUUAGCGGAGAGGAAGCCUCCCUUGUUUAACAUGAAUGCAAUGAGUGCCUUAUACCACAUAGCGCAGAAUGAGAGCCCCACACUGCAGUCCAGUGAAUGGACGGAGUACUUUAGGAACUUUAUCGAUUCUUGCCUUCAGAAAAUCCCCCAGGACAGACCGCACUCUGACGACAUGUUGGGUCAUGCGUUUCUGCAACGUGAACGUCCAGACUCGGUGCUGAUGGAUCUUAUUCAAAGAACCAAGGAUGCAGUGCGAGAGCUGGAUAACCUACAGUACCGCAAGAUGAAGAAGAUCCUCCUUCAGGAGGCCCACAACGGACCCACAACAGAAACCCAAGAAGGAGACGAGGAUCUGGAGCCCGGCGGAGGUCGGACCGGAACCGUGAACAGUGUCGGCAGCAACCAGUCCAUCCCCAGCAUGUCCAUCAGCGCCAGCUCCCAGAGCAGCUCUGUCAACAGCCUGAACGAAGCCGCUCAGGACAGCCGCAGCGAGCUGGACCUGAUGGAGGGAGACCACACGGUGAUGUCCAACAGCUCCGUCAUCCACCUCAAACCGGAGGAAGAAGAGAGUUUCACUGAGGAGCAGGCAGCCAGCAGUCAACCUACUGAGCCUCAGGCAACACCAGCUCAGGCCCCGAGAAAGCACUACCGCAACAGAGAGCACUUUGCCACCAUACGCACAGCAUCACUCGUGACCCGUGAGAUGCAAGAACACGAGCAGGACUCUGAGCUGAGGGAGCAGAUGUCAGGAUACAAACGCAUGAGGCGGCAGCAUCAGAAGCACCUGAUGGCCCUGGAGAACAAGCUGAAAGGGGAGAUGGAUGAGCACCGGCUGAGGCUGGACAAAGAGCUGGAGAGUCAGAGGAACAACUUCACCCAGGAGAUGGAGAAACUGCUCAAAAAACACCAGGCAGCCCUCGAGAAAGAUCUGAAGACGUUUGCCAACGAUGAGAAAAAGUUCCAGCAGCACAUUCAGGUGCAACAGAAGAAGGAGCUCAGCAGCUUCUUGGAGUCACAGAAGAGGGAGUAUAAACUACGCAAGGAGCAGCUUAAAGAGGAACUGAGCGAGAACCAGUCGACCCCCAAGAAAGAGAAGCAGGAGUGGCUGUCCAAGCAGAAAGAGAACAUCCAGCACUUCCAGGCAGAGGAGGAGGCCAACCUGCUGAGGAGACAGAGGCAGUACCUGGAGCUGGAGUGUCGGAGGUUCAAACGCAGGAUCCUCAUUGCCAGACACAAUGUGGAGCAGGAUCUGGCCAGAGAGGAGCUGAACAAACGGCAAACUCAGAAGGACCUGGAACAUGCUAUGCUGCUCAGGCAUCACGAGUCCAUGCAGGAGCUGGAGUUCAGGCAUCUGGGGACGAUCCAGAAGGCCCGGGCAGAACUAAUCCGAACCCAGCACCAGACAGAGCUCACCAACCAGCUGGAAUACAAUAAAAGGAGGGAGAGGGAGCUGAGGCGUAAGCAUGUCAUGGAGGUCCGGCAGCAGCCCAAGAGCCUCAAGUCCAAGGAACUUCAGAUUAAGAAGCAAUUUCAGGAGACGUGCAAAACCCAGACCAGGCAGUACAAGGCCCUCAGGAACCAUCUGCUGGAGACUACACCCAAGUCUGACCACAAGGCCGUGCUCAAGAGGCUGAAGGAGGAGCAGACUAGGAAGCUGGCCAUCCUCGCCGAGCAGUAUGACCACUCCAUCAAUGAAAUGCUCUCCACACAGGCUCUGCGGUUAGAUGAGGCUCAGGAGGGGGAAGGUCAGGUUCUAAGGAUGCAGCUGCAGCAGGAGUUAGAGCUGCUCAACGCCUACCAGAGCAAGAUCAAGAUGCAAACAGACGCACAGCACGACAAGGAGAGGAGGGAGCUGGAGCAGAGGGUGUCUCUGCGGAGGGCUCUGCUGGAGCAGAAAAUCGAGGAGGAAAUGCUCUCCUUGCAGAACGAGCGCCUGGAGCGAAUCCGCUCGCUGCUGGAGCGCCAGGCCCGAGAGAUCGAAGCCUUUGACUCGGAGUCCAUGCGGCUGGGCUUCAGCAACAUGGUGCUCACCAACCUGGCUCCCGAUUCCCAGGGAGGCUGGGGGGGAGGAGGCCAGGGGGCUCAGGGGGGAGGCCACUGGCCCGGAGGAAGCGGAGGAGGCGGCCACCACAGUCAUCACCACCAGGGGGGCUCCAGCUCGCAGCAGCCCUGGGGUCACCCGAUGCUGGCUGGGGGCCCACCGCCGUGGAGCCUCCACCACCCCGGAGGAGGGAGUCAGAGGGGCAGCCAGGGAGGCGCGGGAGGGGUGAGGAACAGCCCACAGGCUAUGAGGAGGACGUCAUCAGGGGGGAGGAAUGAACAGGGCAUGAGCAGGAGCGCCAGCAUCACCUCUCAGAUCUCCAACGGAUCCCACCUGUCCUACACCUAGAACACAAACCCACACACACACACACACACACACACACACACACACACACACACACACACACACAGAAGCAUCACAAUAAUUGUCUUAAAGUUAAACUCUUAUGCGCAGAGGUAACACUGUACACACACACACACGCUUUACAUACACUUGCUGUUAGUACAUCUCACACUUUGCAGUACUGAGACGGGGUGAACUCAGCCGAGUUCUUCUCGCUCACAUCAGUGUACAGCAAGCAGCCGUCUGUGGAAACCCUGAAGAGCUGAAACUAAUCCAACAUGGCUGAGGGCCAUUUACAGAAUGCCACAGUGCAGUAGUGUCAUUUUUCCUGCAGCCUACAGUGCUAAUUAAUGUGUUUGUUCAUGCCAUGUUAGUCUCUGUUGCCAUAGACAAAAGAGUAGUAUAUUAUCUACCAGAAUUUAUUAUCGAGAGUGGUUUGUUUGCAGUUUUUUUUUGCAGUAUGCUGUUUCACAUUUAAGUGGGCAAAAUCAGAGUUUUGAAGAUGUCAUGCAGUAAGGGGCAGUAAUGGGAAAACUGGUGUUCAGUGUGCAGUUUUUAAAAUAGCAUUUGCAAAUUUGUCCAGAUGUGCAGAUUCUUUCAAGUUCAGGAUUUAAUGUUUAAAUAUUACAGAUGAGAUUAUUGUUUGUGUGCAGUUACAGGCAAAUGACAGCUCAGGAGGUACUGAGGGGGUUUAAAACUGAUGAUAGAAUAAUAGAAAACGAAGGUCAUUGUAAGUUAGUGUAAGUGUGUAUGGCUGACUUUACAUUUGCAGCAGGUUAUGGUGUCAGGGAUUGCUAAAAGUAUGCUAUCGUUCAAUCUGCACCACCAGAGAGGAAAUCUUAACUGUGCAGAAAUUGUGGUGCAGUGAUUUGUUGGAGCAUAAAGCCUCAAACUAGCAGGUAUAAAUGCCACACAGGUUCUCAGUCCCUGGAGUUAUGUGUGGACUGAAAGCAAGGAUGCUACGAUGCCAAAAGUAAAGGUGCAGAGUCAGAUUUGUCGUAAUAACUAUUCAAGCCAUGUUUUGUAUUUAAAGAAAUUGUGCCAGAGUAGCUCAGUUUAGUUAACAGCCAAGUAGACGCAUGUGUUGCUGGACUGGAAGAAAGAAGGAAGUUAUUCAUCUCCUGCAGCUUUAUGGGCUCAGCUCUCGGGUUUCCACAGACCUCUGCGCUUCACUCACACCUGCCCAGUGGACGGCCAGUCUGAGGGACGCUGUAGCCUUAGUAGUCCACAGCCCUCAGGACAGAGAUGGGUUUCAGCAGCACCUAACCUCUACUUGAAAAGCUUCACAACUGGUGUUCUUUCUCUCUCUCUCUCUCUCUCUCUUUUCACUUGUUUGCUGUAAUUUAUCCGUUUAAUCUGGCACCUUCUUAGUGAUGCAGUAAAAGAAAAAACACAAACUGAUCCACGCCUGCUUGCCUACCUCAAGUACAGCUUCACCACAGGGUGUCAAGACUUAACAGUGACUUCCACUUUGGCACAGGCCUUCACUCCCAGUAAAUCAGACAUAUUCACACACACACACACACACACACACACACUCAUGCAAACACAAAUUGUUGAUUUUUAUUCCCCUGUCAAACAGUAUGCAAACAUGGCUGAUAGAUGCAUGUGCACAGAAAGUUAGACUGGAAGUGUAAAAUGUCAAAACUUGAGGAGCAAAUAGCACAUUUAGAGGCUGAGUUGGAUGUAAAUGAGUAACAAACUCAGCAGCAGGCGAAUGUAAAGUCAAACACUCGUUAACUGUUUGCAUCGGGGCGUCUCUUUUAGCAGCAACAUUGCCUAAAACGUUCCCCUUUUUCUUUAAGAAUCCCUUUAAUGAAUAAAUACGAACGAACACAGUGUGAGGAGGAGCUUCUCCGGCCCUCUGCUGGUUGGUGGCUGCUGAAUGUGUCCGUGGACGGAUGGGCGGUGAUGCUGUGAUCUCCGCUGCCAUGCCCCUGCAACCUUCCCCGGUCUGACACCCCGCUCUGUCUCACCCCCCGAUGACCACAAAGUCACGUUCUGACCACAGAUCUCCCUGCGUCCCUCCCACCUUCCGUUUCCUCCCCUCCUGAGCCUUUUGUGGUUGUCGCCCCCUCCCCGAUCUAAGGAGCAAUUCAAGUGAAAGGAAAAAAAAGAAAGAAAUAUAUAUAGAGAUGUAUUAUUAUAUAAGUCUAUAAAAAAGAAGGAUUAUAGAGAAGAUAAAGGUGGAAGUGUUAUUGCAAAAAUGCAGAGAUUAUGCAUUAUAUUUUUUUGUUUUGUUUUUUCAGUGGUGGAAUGUACAGGAAAUGUGUUAAUAGUGUAUAUUUUGAAUUUGAACAUAUGGAAAUCUAAUUGACAAAUCAAAGACAAAUUAAGUUGCGAUGCGGGCACAAUGAUGUGGCUUUAGACCAGCGGCGGUCAGAUGAACGGUCCAGUUACAGCCGCUGAGUUUUCACUGUCUUACUUGCAGCUGCGAGUUCUGAAACUUGUUACAGAUAUUCUGUUGUGAAUGGUAAAAACACAACUUUAGGUCAGAUUGCCUCGAGGAAAUGGCAAACAUUUUGUUUAAUAGAGUAUGAGGAUGAUUUUGCACAUAAUUUGAAACCUAGCUAGGUGUAGCCUUUGCUGUGGCAUCGGCUAUAUUUUACUGACAUUAUUCUACCCAAUAUAGAAGACUGGACCUGUCUGUUUAGGAGCUUCGUGGUUUUUAGAAGACUGUCAGGCCUGAAGUUAAAGUUGUGAUAACAUAGAAAAAGCACUGUCUUUUAAGAUUUUAAAACAAUAUUUGGUGCACUCUACCACCUCAGUUUGCUUCCAAAUUCUUUCACAAGAAAGUAAAAUGCUGUUUCUGAAAAUGGUUACUCUCCGUCUUGUGGGGUCCAGUGACAUUAUUUGGACUGUUAUUUCAGAUUACCCACCAAGUAUUUUCACACUGCACUUAAUUAUUUUGCCUUUUUAUGAAAAACAAAGAAAAAUCUUCCCACCCUGCACUCAAAACGUAUAAUACUGUUGUUUUUCUUGGCUCAGUUCUAGAAACAGAAGUCAGCCGUUGUACCGAACAUCUUUUAUCAACCUUUUUUUUUUUUGUUCCCACUCUUUAGUGUUUUUAUGCCAGAAAAGGGUCAUUGUUAUUUUAUUUUCCAGAUGAUAUCUACAGAGGGCCAAACAAGUGGCAGAUUUUUUUUAGACCUUUUGUGUUUACUAGAACUCCCAGGUGUUUUGCGAGGUAGACGGGGGACAGAGUCUAGCUUUAGACCUUGGUCACUCUGAACUGGAUCGGUUGCACUGAUUGCACAAGUGACUGACCAGAUUAAAGAGUCUGCUGUGAUCCCCCCCCCUCGGCGAGCUGAGGGGCGGCUGCCAUUGGCUGAAAGUAGGCGGGAGGCAGGGUUACGUCUGUACAGUCUGUUUAUCAGUAUUCCUUUUAUCUCCUGUCAUUUUGGUGGAUCUUGCUGUUUUAUUCUCCCUGGUCCAGAGAUCUGUAUUAAACUGUAUUAAAUUGUAUAGAUUGUGCAAAGAAAAAAAAUGAAAAAAAAAAAAGCUGAAUGUCGCAUAGCAGAAGAGAAAAGAUAUUCCUUACAGAUGACAAAGUGAUUUAAAAAUGUAUAAAAGAAAUUCAGAAGCAAAGUUUAGGGGAUAAAUGUAAUAUUUUGUUUGUAAUUACUAUUUUUUGUUGGAAGAGGGCUACUGGAUAAAGAAUCAUCUGUAAUAAAGUAAUUUUAAUAUUU